Molecule: messenger RNA, 7170 nt
Organism: Nematolebias whitei (Rio pearlfish)
Lineage: Eukaryota; Metazoa; Chordata; Actinopteri; Cyprinodontiformes; Rivulidae
Product: myosin-10
Exons: 41
Coding region: 502-6441 (1979 amino acids)
Cellular component (GO): myosin complex
Molecular function (GO): actin filament binding; cytoskeletal motor activity; ATP binding
Source: RefSeq, a predicted model, not a curated record
GGAUGAGGGAGAGAACAGACCACAGUCUGGCAGGCUGCGCAGUGGGCAUGCGCAGUGCAGAUAUUUUGGUGAUAGAUUCAAGUGAGGCGUCCAUCGCAGCACUUGUCCUAACUAUAUAAUAUUCCUAUGUUAAUGAGUCACUAAAGAGUUUGUCGUGCUUCUGCGUAGGUCGGUGUCCAGUUCGUGUCGUAGAGGGUGCUAACAGUGAGAAGUGCUGAUCUGCACGAUGAGGAUCUAGCUGCGGUCCGUCCAUCGUAGGCGGGAGAAGCGGCGGUCAGGAAGGAGCCCCACUCAGAGGCAGCAGCACUCCGUGCCUGCGGUGCGGCGCCCAACACAAAAAUACAUGCCCGCAUCUCAGGGUGGCAGCUCGUAACAGACAGGCUCGCCUUACGUCGGGGGCGCUCGGUGAUUAGGACCUGACUGCUGACGGAUUCACUGACGAAAACAAACACAAAAAACAAACACCAGGUGGCCACGUUGCUCUGGUAAAUCCCAGGUAACAUGUCUCAUCGGAGUGGGCAAGAAGACCCGGAGCGGUACCUGUUUGUGGACCGUGCCGUUGUGUACAACCCGGCUACACAGGCAGACUGGACAGCCAAGAAGCUGGUGUGGGUCCCCUCAGAGCGCCAUGGCUUCGAGGCGGCCAGUAUCCGAGAGGAGCGUGGUGAGGAGGUGGUCGUGGAACUGGCAGAGAAUGGCAAGAAGGUGGUGAUCAACAAGGACGACAUCCAGAAGAUGAACCCACCCAAGUUCAGCAAGGUGGAAGACAUGGCGGAGCUCACCUGUCUGAACGAGGCGUCCGUGCUGCACAACCUGAAGGACCGCUACUACUCCGGACUCAUCUAUACCUAUUCCGGCCUUUUCUGUGUGGUCAUCAACCCCUACAAGAACCUGCCCAUCUAUUCAGAGAACAUCAUUGAGAUGUACAGAGGGAAGAAGAGGCAUGAGAUGCCACCGCACAUUUAUGCCAUCUCUGAGUCAGCGUACCGCUGCAUGCUACAAGAUCGUGAGGACCAAUCAAUCCUUUGCACAGGUGAAUCAGGAGCUGGCAAGACUGAGAACACAAAAAAGGUCAUCCAGUAUCUGGCACAUGUUGCCUCUUCGCAUAAAGGACGCAAGGACCACAACAUUCCUGGGGAACUGGAACGGCAGCUCUUGCAAGCCAACCCCAUCCUUGAAUCUUUUGGCAAUGCCAAGACAGUGAAAAAUGACAACUCGUCUCGCUUUGGAAAGUUCAUCAGAAUCAACUUUGACGUCACAGGAUACAUCGUUGGGGCCAACAUUGAAACCUAUCUUCUGGAGAAGUCUAGAGCCAUCCGACAGGCAAAAGACGAGAGGACUUUUCACAUUUUCUACCGCCUGCUGGCAGGAGCUGGAGAGCAUCUUCGAACGGACCUGCUUCUGGAGGGUUUUAACAACUACCGUUUCUUGUCAAACGGCAACAUUCCCAUCCCGGGCCAACAAGACAAGGAGAAUUUCCAGGAGACGAUGGACGCCAUGCACAUCAUGGGAUUCUCUCACGAUGAGAUCGUCUGUAUGCUGAAGGUGGUCUCUGCGGUGCUGCAAUUUGGAAACGUUGUCUUCAAAAAGGAGAGGAACACUGAUCAAGCCUCCAUGCCUGAGAACACAGCGGCUCAGAAGCUCUGCCACCUGCUUGGCAUGAACGUUAUGGAGUUCACCCGAGCUAUCCUCACCCCACGGAUCAAAGUAGGACGAGAUUAUGUGCAAAAGGCACAGACCAAAGAACAGGCUGACUUUGCUGUUGAAGCCCUGGCCAAGGCGACAUAUGAGCGUCUGUUCCGCUGGCUGGUCCACCGCAUCAACAAGGCCCUGGACCGGACCAAACGGCAGGGGGCCUCUUUCAUUGGCAUCCUGGACAUUGCUGGCUUUGAGAUAUUUGAGUUGAACUCAUUCGAGCAGCUGUGCAUCAACUACACCAACGAGAAGCUGCAGCAGCUCUUCAACCACACCAUGUUCAUCCUGGAGCAGGAGGAGUACCAGAGGGAGGGCAUCGAGUGGAGCUUCAUCGACUUCGGCCUCGACCUGCAGCCCUGCAUCGACCUCAUCGAGAGGCCGAAUAACCCCCCAGGAAUCCUCGCUUUGCUUGAUGAGGAGUGCUGGUUUCCCAAGGCCACAGACAAGACGUUUGUAGAUAAAGUCCUGCAGGAGCUGGGUACACACUCCAAGUUUCAGAAACCACGCCAACUCAAGGACAAAGCUGACUUCUGCAUCAUUCACUACGCAGGGAAGGUGGACUAUAAAGCUGAUGAAUGGCUGAUGAAGAACAUGGAUCCUCUGAAUGAUAAUGUAGCCACGCUGCUUCACCAGUCCACUGAUAAAUUUGUGGCUGAGCUCUGGAAAGACGUUGACCGGAUCGUGGGUCUGGACCAAGUCGCAGGCAUGAACGAGACGGCGUUUGGAGCUGCCUACAAGACUAAGAAAGGCAUGUUCCGCACUGUCGGACAGCUGUACAAGGAGCAAUUGUCUAAACUGAUGGCCACACUCAGGAACACAAACCCCAACUUUGUCCGCUGCAUCAUCCCCAACCACGAAAAAAGAGCUGGUAAACUGGACCCCCACCUGGUUCUGGACCAGCUGAGGUGUAACGGUGUUCUGGAGGGGAUCCGAAUCUGCAGACAGGGGUUCCCCAACCGCAUCGUCUUCCAGGAGUUCAGACAGAGGUACGAGAUCCUGACUCCUAAUGCCAUUCCCAAGGGUUUCAUGGAUGGCAAGCAGGCCUGCGAGAGAAUGAUUCAGGCUCUUGAGCUGGAUGGGAAUCUCUUCCGAAUUGGUCAGAGUAAGAUCUUCUUCAGGGCUGGAGUCCUGGCCCACCUGGAGGAAGAGAGAGACCUGAAGAUCACUGACAUCAUCAUUUACUUCCAGGCCGGCUGCCGAGGAUAUCUGGCACGCAAGGCCUUUGCAAAGAAACAGCAGCAACUCAGCGCCCUGAAGGUCCUCCAGAGAAACUGUGCUGCCUACCUGAAGCUGCGUCACUGGCAGUGGUGGAGACUCUUCACUAAGGUGAAGCCCCUGCUGCAGGUGACCAGACAGGAGGAGGAGAUGCAGGCAAAAGACGAAGAGCUGGUCAAAGUGAAGGAGAAGCAGAUGAAGGUGGAGGGAGAGCUGGUGGAGAUGGAGAGAAAACAUCAGCAGCUACUGGAGGAGAAGAACAUCCUCGCAGAGCAGCUGCAGGCUGAGACAGAACUGUUUGCAGAGGCUGAGGAGAUGAGAGCUCGGCUGGCAUCCAAAAAGCAAGAGCUGGAAGAGAUCCUGCAUGACCUGGAGUCCAGGCUGGAGGAAGAGGAGGAGAGGGGUCAGGGCCUACAGAACGAGAAGAAAAAGAUGCAAUCUCACAUCCAGGACCUGGAGGAGCAGCUGGAUGAGGAGGAGGCUGCCAGGCAGAAGCUACAGCUCGAGAAAGUCACAGGUGAAGCUAAACUGAAGAAGUAUGAAGAGGACAUCUUACUUCUAGAAGAUCAGAACUCCAAGUUUCUGAAGGAAAAGAAACUCCUUGAAGACAGAAUCAAUGAGGUGACGUUGGUGCUCGCUGAAGAGGAAGAGAAGGCCAAGAACCUGGGAAAGCUCAAGAACAAGCAGGAGAUGAUGAUGGUCGACUUGGAGGAGAGACUGAAGAAGGAGGAGAAGACCCGCCAGGAGCUGGAGAAGGCGAAGAGAAAGCUGGAUGGAGAGACGUCAGACUUCCAGGACCAAAUAGCCGAGCUGCAGUCACAGAUCGAAGAAGUUAAAGUUCAGCUGAGCAAAAAGGAAGAGGAGCAGCAGAUGAUGCAGGCGAGAGGAGAAGAAGAGGCUGCCCAGAAGAACAAUGUUCUGAAGCAGGUCAGGGAGCUGCAGGCCCAGCUGUCUGAGCUGCAGGAGGACCUUGAGUCAGAAAAGCAGGCCAGGAACAAGGCUGAGAAACUCAAGAGGGAUUUGAGUGAGGAGCUUGAAGCCCUCAAGACUGAACUGGAAGACACCCUGGAUACAACUGCGGCUCAGCAGGAGCUCAGGACCAAACGUGAACAGGAGGUUGCAGAGCUGAAGAAAUCCAUUGAGGAGGAAACUAAAAACCACGAGGCUCAGAUCCAGGAGAUGCGACAGAGGCACGGUACUGCAUUGGAGGAGCUGUCUGAGCAGCUGGAGCAGGCCAAGAGGUUUAAGGCUAAUCUUGAAAAGACCAAGCAGAGCCAGGAGAGUGCCAACAAGGAGCUGGUCAGUGAGGUGAAAAGCUUACAGCAGGCAAAGGUAGAGUCUGAACACAAGAGGAAGAAGCUGGAGGGUCAGCUGCAGGAGUUCAUGGCCAGAGUCACAGAGGGAGAGAGGGCCAAAGGAGAGCUGGCUGACCGCACACACAAGCUGCAGACUGAACUGGAUAAUGUGUCUGCCUUGCUGGAGGACGCAGAGAGGAAAGGGAUCAAGACGGCCAAAGAUGUUGCUGGUUUGGAGAGCCAGCUCCAAGACACACAGGAGCUGCUCCAGGAGGAGACCCGUCAGAAACUGAACCUGAGCAGCCGCAUUCGCCAGCUUGAGGAGGAGAAAACUGCUCUGCAGGAGCAACAGGAGGAGGAUGAGGAGGCACGCAAGAAUCUGGAGAAACAGCAGCUGACCCUACAGGCUCAGCUGUCAGAGAGCAAGAAAAAGCUCGAGGAUGACGUCGGAACAAUCGAGAACCUGGAGGAGGUGAAAAAGAAACUGCAGAAGGACCUGGAGCUGGCCAGCCAACGUCUGGAGGAGAAAACGAUUGCCUUUGAGAAGAUGGAGAAGACAAAGACCCGUCUUCAGCAGGAGCUGGAUGAUCUCACUGUUGACUUGGAUCACCAGAGACAGAUUGUGUCCAGCCUGGAGAAGAAACAGAAGAAGUUUGACCAGAUGUUAGCUGAGGAGAAGAGCAUCUCAGCACGUUACGCAGAGGAGCGUGACCGUGCCGAAGCCGAGGCCAGAGAGAAGGAGACCAAAGCUCUGUCCAUGACCAGAGCUCUGGAUGAGGCCCUGGAGGCCAAAGAGGAGCUGGAGAGGAUUAAUAAGCAGCUCCGUGCUGAAAUGGAAGAUCUGAUGAGCUCAAAGGACGACGUGGGCAAGAAUGUCCACGAGUUGGAGAAGUCCAAGCGCACUCUGGAGCAGCAGCUGGAGGAGAUGAAGACUCAGCUGGAGGAGCUGGAGGAUGAGCUGCAGGCCACAGAGGAUGCCAAGCUGCGUCUAGAGGUCAACAUGCAGGCCAUGAAGGCCCAGUACGAGAGGGACCUCCAGGGCCGGGACGACCAGAACGAUGAGAAGAAAAGAGCCCUCGUCAAACAGGUGCGAGAGAUGGAGGCUGAGUUGGAGGAUGAGAGGAAGCAGAAAGCCUUGGCUGUAGCAGCUAAGAAGAAGCUAGAGAUGGACCUGAAGGACAUAGAGAGUCACAUUGAAGGAGCCAACAAGGCCCGAGACGAAGCCAUUAAACAGCUGCGGAAGUUACAGGCUCAGAUGAAGGACUAUCAGAGGGAGCUGGAGGACACCCGGGCCUCCAGGGAUGAUAUUUUUGCCAUGUCUAAAGAGACUGAGAAGAAACUCAAGAGUCUGGAGGCUGAGAUCGUUCAGCUACACGAGGACCUCGCGGCCUCUGAGAGGGGUCGGCGUCACGCAGAGCAAGAACGAGACGAGCUGCAGGAUGAUAUCUCAAACAGCACCUCCGGAAAGGCUGCUCUGAUGGAUGAGAAGAGGCGACUUGAGGCUCGAAUAGCCCAGCUGGAGGAGGAGCUGGAGGAGGAGCAGGGCAACAUGGAGCUGCUCAACGACAGAUUCAGGAAGUCGACCAUGCAGGUGGACACCCUGACCACAGAAUUGAGCGCGGAGCGCAGCACUGCCCAGAAGAGUGAAAACGCUCGCCAGCAGUUGGAGCGUCAGAACAAGGAUCUGCGGGCCAAGCUGAGCGAGCUGGAGGGCUCUGUGAAGAACCGCUUCAAGGCCACCAUCACAGCUCUGGAGGCCAAAAUAGCCCAGCUGGAGGAACAGAUGGAGCAAGAGGCCAGGGAGCGAGCAGCAGCCAAUAAGAUAGUGAGAAGAACCGAGAAGAAGCUGAAAGAAGUCUGCAUGCAGGUGGAGGAUGAGCGUCGCCAUGCCGACCAGUUCAAAGAGCAAGUGGAGAAGGCGAACUCUCGUAUGAAGCAGCUGAAGCGGCAGCUCGAAGAGGCCGAGGAGGAGGCGACGAGGGCCAACGCCUUGCGCAGGAAGCUGCAGAGAGAGCUGGACGACGCCACCGAGGCCAGCGAGGGUCUGAGCCGCGAGGUUCACACGCUCAAGAACCGUCUCAGGCGCGGCGGCCCCGUCAGCUUCUCCUCCAGUCGCUCAGGCCGACGCCCGCUGCAGGUGGAGGGCACCUCUCUGGAGCUCCUGUCAGACGAUGAGCUGGAAAACAAGAUCACUGACAACAAUGCCAACGAGACCCCGGCUCCUCAGCCAGAGUAGAAGAAAAGGACCCGGAGGUCUUCCGUUUGCGCCGACCGACGUCAGCAGGGACCCACUUCUGCUCUGAUAAAAAAAAAUUACAGCAGCUCCUUUAUGAACAGACUCCCAUCUCCAAAUUACAUGCCACAUAAUCUAAGCCCGUAAUUAUUUCCCUUAUAUCCCUCAUCCUCAGCAGACACCAGCAGUUGGAGCUCCAACACUCAUUAUCGCCCAACUUCUCUGCCUUAACCCUCCUGUGUUGAGCUACAGAGCUGAUCAAAAGGCCUAAAAUCUUCAGCAACACCAACAAAUCCCUGUCACAAGUUAGAGACAUGUAACCCAGUGCCCGAGGGUGGUGAAUAUUCUGAGCUGGAGCUGCUUAAACACUUCCAAACGCUACAACGAUGAGACUGUGACUGGAACAAAAUGUUUAAAAAUGUUUCUGACUUUAUUCUGUCGUCCUGUCUGAGCAUCAGAUGAACCAGUUUAAUCAUGUACGCUGACAGUAAUGCUCCUGUUUCUAGGAUUGUUUGCUUUCAUAUGAAUAUAGAAAUGUGACUGUAAGCUGCCUUGUUGCCUCAGUGCUACACAACUUUACUUUUUUCAUUGUUUUCCUCAGAUGCUCGACAGUAGGUCAGGUUGACUUAUAAUUGUUCGGUGUGAGUGCUAACGGCAGCGACCGCGCUCAUGUUCUCCUGCUUUCUUCAUUUUCUCCUUUUGUGCCUUUUUCACUCAUUUGGAAACCAAUAU